Molecule: messenger RNA, 3259 nt
Organism: Pomacea canaliculata
Lineage: Eukaryota; Metazoa; Mollusca; Gastropoda; Architaenioglossa; Ampullariidae
Product: vacuolar protein sorting-associated protein 51 homolog
Biological process (GO): Golgi organization; endocytic recycling; Golgi vesicle transport
Cellular component (GO): membrane; GARP complex; EARP complex
Source: RefSeq, a predicted model, not a curated record
UGUCAACAUUUAAUUUUCUAUAGUUCACAGUUAAGGAUGGCUGAUCGGCAAGCAGUGUUAGAUGGAGAAGAUCCUUCAGGUCGUAGAAAGCGUGCAGACUUAAAGUCAUACUAUGGGCUGGAUGGCUCAGAUGAAACUAAGGAUCAGAUUCCAAAAGGAACUGUGAGCAGAAUGGGAGGAAGUGCAGACCCUUGUGAUAUUAAUUCUUCAUUGUUCCAACCAGAUGUCUACCUCAGUAGACUUAUUCAGGAUAGAUCCCUUGUAGAACUGAUGGAAGAAGAGCAGAAUAUGGUGAAAGAGAUUCGAAGCCUUGACUCAGAUAUGCAGACUCUAGUGUAUGAAAAUUACAACAAAUUUAUUAGUGCUACAGAUACAAUCAGGAAGAUGAAAAAUGAUUUUAAAAAGAUGGAAGAUGAAAUGGAUCACCUUGCAGCCAAUAUGUCCAAGAUUACAACAUUCUCAGCAAGCAUCAGUGAUACUUUACAGGAUCGUCGCCACCAAAUUACAAAGCUUGCUGGUGUCCAUUCUCUUCUGAAAAAGCUCCAAUUCCUAUUUGAGCUGCCUGCCCGCCUAAAGAAAUGCAUUGAGAUGGAAGCUUAUAGUCAGGCAGUCAGGUAUUAUACCAAAGCCCAGCGUGUUCUGCAUCAGUACAGCCACAUGCCCAGCUUCCAGGGAAUCAACCAGGAUUGUGAAGCCAUCAUUCAACAGCUGUGCCAGACCCUUCGACAGCAGUUUAAAGAAAAAGAAUCCACUCCUAAGCAGCUGGCUGAAUGUGUGGACCUUCUGCUGCAGCUUGAAGAGCCACAGGAUCAGCUAUGUGAUGAAUUCCUUGCCCAUGCUCGUCAAAAGAUUGAUGAAGACCUGCAUGAGCUCAAGCGACAGAUCAAGUUGCAGUCAGGGCAAACUUUACCUGUGGAUGAAGAGAGAACUGCAAAAGUUUACAUGAAUACUCCUAUGGAUGUGCUUGAGUUUGUGGAUGCUGGGUGCAAUGGAUUUCUCAGCAACAUGUGCCUGGUUAUUGCCUCCUACAAUGAUAUGUUUCUCUCAAGAGCACAAGUGGAUGAGCAAAUGGAUGCAAUAGUUCUUCGAAAACUGGUGCUGUUUGUUAACGAUCUAAUGGAGCAGUAUUUCGACUUUGUAAAACAGCGUGUGCAGCUAGAGCGAGAAACUGGUGAUAACACCAUCCUUGUUCGGGCUUUGGACAGAUUCCAUAGGCGUUUGCAGGCCAUGAACAAACUUUUACCAGAUACAGAUUUUUCAAGAGCUGGUACAGAGAUCGUUUCAAAAGCCGCCAAAGACAGGGCAGGACAUUAUCUGCAGAUGCUUAAAAGGCACUUUGCAGUGGUGUGUUUUUGUUAGAUUCUCUUGACAGACAUUCGGCAGAGCCUAGCUGCUCCACGGCUAGUGGGAAAGCAAGAUGGUGUAGCAAGACUGGCAGAAUUGCUGGCAAACAUGCAGUCAUCAGUAGUGGAGCAGAUGAAGUCUGUCCUGGGUAAUUUGCAGGCUUUCAUAGCCCCAGACAUCACAUUUGCCAUGAAGCCAUACUUUCGUAAUCCUUUCUGUAACCAGGACGUUAGGGAAGGCUUGGUAGUUGGCUUCAUCCGACACAUCAGCAAUGUCUGCAAUGAGUUUUGUGAGUCUGGCAAUGACAGAGGAUCAGUGCCACCAGCUCUGCUGUUGAUUCUUUCACGCUACUGUAUAGAUCUGGAGAAUGCCACAAUUUCAUAUCUGCUAUCGUUAACAGAGGAACAGUUUCUUGUUGAGGAGAGAGCAGCUGGAGUGUCAGUCACAGAGCUGUGCAGAAUGGCCAAGUCUGCAGCACAGAGACUCCUCAACCAUUAUGUUCGUGUUCAGGGUCUUAGUAUCUCGCAGAUGUUGAGAAAAAGUGUAGAGACCAGAGACUGGCUGAACACAAUUGAGCCACGUAAUGUCCGAGCAGUUAUGAAGCGCGUGGUGGAAGAUAUGACUGCGAUUGAUUCUCAGGUUGGACAGUUGUAUGAAGAAGGGGUAAGAAGAGAGCGAAGCAGUGACUCAAGUCGCCGAACUCAUCCACAUAGUAUCCAAGCAAACAAACGACUACAGUGGAGUUACUCUCCCAGUGUGGACAACAGCCUUAUGAGCAACAUUCAGAAGUUGUUUUCUGAAAAGAUAGAAAUCUUCAGUGCUGUGGAGUUCUCAAAGGUUUCUGUGUUGACAGGCAUUGUCAAGAUAAGCUUGAAGACAUUCCUAGAAUGUGUGCGUCUGAGGACUUUUGGACGUUAUGGUCUGCAGCAAAUACAGGUGGACACACAUUACCUUCAGCUUUACCUGUGGCGCUUUGUCUCUGAUGAGAACCUUGUGCAGGUCCUUCUGGAUGAGAUUGUGUGCAGCGUCGUGAAUCGCUGUGUGGAUCCCAUCAUGAUGGAGCCCAGUGUAAUAGAUCUCAUAUGUGAACGAGGAUAAAUAUGCAGCAUCUGAGAAAUCCAACACAGAUGUCUACCAUUAUUGAUUUGCAUCAGUAAAGUAGUAAAAGAAUUAUAGCAUAUUUAGUUAUUAAUUUAAAAUUAUGUUAUGCAAUAUUGCAUUCAAAAGAGAAUAUUAUGGGAGUACAAUAGAGAGAAGCUGAGAGUGAACCUGGGUAAAUGAUUGUUGGUAGUGAAGAAAGGGACUCUUUUUCUAACAUUUUGCUGAGAAAAAUGUUUGGCUGUGUGCUAUUUCAUUCUCAAGAAACGGCAAGUUUGAAAAGUGAAUUAUGGUUUGGUAGUGAGAGUAUGAUGGCAUGGAAGAGGUGAGAAACUAUUCUAGAGGAGAAAGAUUUUGCAUUGCGAAGUUUUCAAAGCUCACAUUUUGCUUGCUGAGAAAUCACACUGAACUUGUGCAGCCAGCAAACUGUACAUUUUGAAUGGUGGGCACACUGGAUUUUUUAGUCUUAGGUUUUCCUUAUGAUUGAUAAUUUAAUAUCAAUAUAUCAAUCUUUUUUCAUUCUACAAUCUUUGAUUUGGACACUAAAUACAAUAGUAUUUCUUUGAAUACAUUAAAUCACUGAAGUGCGUGAGGUGGGUGUCCUUGCAUAUGUGGGAGUGGGUGCAUUUGUAUGCAUAUGUUUCUUGCAUGAUUUAAUUCAUGAUGGUGCUGACCAGCUUUCAAAUACACUUUGUUUGUGAACUAAAUGCUCGAAUCUGUUGUAUGUAUAUAAUGUUUGCUAUAUUGUCUUAAACUUGCUGAAGGGAAAAAACCAACCUUGGUGGGUGAAUAAAUGACUAUUAUAUCUCAAACUGUU